Solanum pennellii is the source of this 996-nucleotide messenger RNA. RefSeq names its product ethylene-responsive transcription factor 1-like. Gene Ontology annotation, molecular function: DNA-binding transcription factor activity; DNA binding. Bases 53 to 721 code for a protein of 222 amino acids. Gene Ontology annotation, biological process: regulation of DNA-templated transcription; ethylene-activated signaling pathway. The transcript has a single exon. The record is from RefSeq and is a predicted model, not a curated record. NCBI's taxonomy places the organism in Eukaryota, Viridiplantae, Streptophyta, Magnoliopsida, Solanales, Solanaceae.
CCACUACUAAUAUUACAUUACAUUCAUCACAUAUUAUUCAUCCAAAAGAAGAAUGAAUAUUCUAAUUGAUGAUGAUGAAAUCUUCUCUUUACCUAGCCUUGAUGAACUUGAAUCUAUCACACAUCUUCUUUAUGACGAUGAUUCCGAUUUUUUCGAAACUGUUUCACCAAUGAGUUUAGAUGUUGCAACAUUAUUGCCUAAUAUUCCUACCUCAAAUUCAAUUGAAUCCCCCGUAAGACCGGAGCCUCCGGAGGAAACAAAAGAACCGUCUGUGGCGCGUGAGAACGCGCCACAAGAUUGGAGGCGGUUCAUAGGGGUGAGGCGGAGGCAGUGGGGUACGUUUUCAGCCGAAAUAAGAGAUCCAAAUAGGAGAGGAGCGAGGCUGUGGCUCGGAACUUAUGAGUCCCCGCGGGAUGCAGCAUUAGCUUAUGACCAAGCCGCUUACAAGAUUCGUGGCACCAAAGCUCGGCUUAAUUUUCCUGACCUAAUUGGCUCGGACGUACCUAUGCCACCUAGAGUAACGGCUAGGCGUCGUACACGCUCACGCUCCCGCUCACCCGAGCCAUUAACAACUUCUUCUUCGUCCUCGUCCUCGUCAUCCUCGUCGUCCUCAUCCUCAUCGGAAAAUGGAACGAAGAAAAGGAAAAUAGAUUUGAUAAACUCAAUAGCAAAAUCCAAAUUACUUUGUGGGGUGGAUUUACAAAUGUUAAUACAAAUGUGAGAAAAGAGCAAAGGUUUAUUUUCUUCGUUUGACAAUUAAGUACUACUACGUAUAAUUAAUAGACUCAUCAAGGUCAUUGUGUAAAUGCACUUCUUUGACGACCUCUUCCUUUAUGAGAUUAUUAUGAAUUUUACAUUAUUUCCUUUAUCAACUAUCGUUUCUAUACAGGGUGGAGUCACAAGCAGUUCAUCUGAAUUUCUCUUUCUAAGGUUAUAUAUGUCGAAUUUUUCGGGUGUUUUUAUAUUUUUAAAUAAAAAAUCUGGCUUCUACAUCAA